CAGAGAAGGCGUUUCCGUCGUGGCAGUCGCUGCGUCGCCUGCCUGUUCGAUCAGCCUGCUCGUUCCUCCUCCUCUCUCCCCCUCCUCCUUCACCCCUCCUCUUCCUCUUAUUCCUCACCGCAUCUCCUCCACCACCACCACCUGCUACAGCAGCGACGCAGCGAUGGAGAGCUGCUGCAUACCGUAAAAAAAACCUACCGGAAGACCACAUCUGCGGGAGAAACAGAGAGACACGCGUAGAAAGCGAGAAAGAAAGAAGGAAACAGAGAGAAAGAAAGACAGAAGGGACGGUGAGUGAGAGACGGAAACAUAUGUUCUGUCUGAGGAGCGACUGUUUUUAAGGACGUCUGAACCUGACUACUCAAACUUAUUCAACCACCGUGAGACACUAGAAGGUAGAUUUGACCCGUCAUUUUCCUACUCUGGACACUUUUUGCCUCGUCCUCUCUCACCUGUGUGUCACGGGGCUCCCACCUCUCUUUAAUUAGUUUGUGCUGACGGGAUUGCGGCUGUUGUACCUCCCUGCGCGCGUGCACACCUCUCUCACACGCGCGCGGUUAUCAUCACAAGACGCGGCGCAGCCUCCAAAAGCGUCUUGCUCUGAGAAAAUUUAAUUAGACAAGUUAUUCCCACAGAAGGGCAGGACACAAGCGGCUGGCUCCGGGCUUCCUUUCAUUUUCCCGGCACAAGUUCCCCAGUCCAGGCCCGACAAGAGUCUACUGAGAUCCCGUAGUCGUCCUUCCACCUCUACCUCUCGGUGAGUAGCCAUGUCUGAUCACGCCGUGACCAUCCCAGACGACCGGGCAUUCGCCAGCUUCAAGUCGGAGUGUAUAUGCGAGGAGGGCUGGACUUUAAAGUACAACAGGGACGGCAUGACUGUGUGGACACAGCGUCUGGAGGAAGGGAAGUCCGUCCACAGAUUUAAGGUAAGAAGACACUCAAGUUCUCGGAAAGUAUACCAAAGUUCUCUAAACUUUAUGUUUUGUUCAAUCUUCAUAGAAUUAGAAGAAACGACAGAGCUUUACUGUUUGCAGCUCAAAGGGGACCAGAGAACUACUGCUAUAUAAUCCAGUUGGCUAAUUCCCAUAUGAUUGAAACUGCUGACAUGCCUUAACCACUGCUUUGUGCUGCAUGGUAGUCUGCAGUUAGGGCUGGGCGAUAAAACUAUAUAUAUCCAAAAUUAAUUUCCCUCAAUAUGGUCAAUAUGCUUUUCGAUAGUCAUGUUUCAGCAGACUAUACAAAUAGCCGAUUAAAAGGGGAGUUGCUCCGGGUCCGCACCGCACUAAACCAAUCAUGUGCUGAAUUAGAAUCAGGUAGCGAACACCUGCGUUGUAGCAGGCAGCAGCUACAUGCAACCAUAGUACUUUGACACGUGAAGCUGACAGCACUGUUGGUGAGAAAACAAGAAAAUGAGUGCUACCCCCCGGGAGAAAUGCAGAUGAAGGCUGAACAGAUGAUGACAUCGAUGGUAAUACUGGCACGAAAACGUCGGUGGUGUGGAAGUAUUUUGUUUGUUUGAGGUUGGACAUAAAGUAGAGUAAUGUACACUGCAAAUUAUGUCGAGUACAUGUUCUUGCAAGGUCAGGGAACACCAAAAAUUUUUCACUAAAGCUUACAAACCCCAAGCGGAGCAAGGAGUCCAUGGCGCCUGUGCAGUUGAAACAGCCGACCAUUCAGUCUGCUUUCUCUAGCGCAACGCUUUACGACAAAAACGUCAAAGAGACACAAAGACCUCACAGAUGCAGUAGCUUGUUGUAUUCCAAAAGACAUGCCACCAAUAAGCACUGUUAAAUUACAUUUUUUAUACCAUGAUAUAUAUUGAUAUUGACUGAUGUGAAAAAAAUAUAUCGUGAUAAAUUUUUUCCCAUAUCGCCCAGCCCUAUCUGCAGUCAUCUUAAUAUAGCAUACUGAAUGUUAGCACACACCUAAAUGGACUUUAAAUGUGAUGGCAGCAUGAAAGGCCUGGAUUUGAAAGUUAUCCAGUGAAUGCAUCCUGUGAUCAAUUCAACCAUCUUUUUUUUUAUAUAUAAAUAAGUAACAUAAACAAAUGAAGUGUUUAGAGUAAACAUGUGCCUCCUGCACAAUGAAGAAGAGAGAAGUGAAAGCAACAGUGACAGGCUGGGGGUAGUUCAACAAAGCUUUUUUGUCUGUCACUGAAACUAUUUUCAACUCUCAAUCCAAAAGUAUAUUAGGUGGUGUUGGGUAUAUCAGUUCCUGUAGUUGGUUAGGUACGUAACAGAAACUGAAAAAAAAGAAAACCACAGAAGUUGACAGAACUGAAGUCAACUGGCACAAAAUGUGAUGUGAUAUCGGUUAUGAAAUAUGCGUAUUAUAUAGUGUUUUCAGUUUCUCAGCUAUUACAGUUUUCUGUUUUCUUUAAUGACAUAGAGGUAUUGAUAUAUUUGUGUUGUUCUCAAAUACACUUUUCUUCAGUUAGGGGCACACGCAAAUGGGCCAAGAUACAAUCAGAUACCAGACUGAACUUUUGUGUAAGGCUGAACUUUGGUUCAAUAUUUUGCACAAAUGUUUCAGUUAAUUCUGCCGGUUUUAGCCCUUGCAAAUAAUGUACACAGAAGGAGUUCUGAGCCAAAACAACAUGAGUAUAAAGCUAAAACCAGAACUUCACUCAGCUUCAAUACACAUGCUAUGUGGUCUUCAACUGGUUUAACGUGAAAUGGCUGUUAUCAUUAUCGCUCUUACAUUUCACUCUCUGCAAGCACUGUAGUGAUCGUCAUACAAAAAAUAACCCACUCUCAGAACCAAUCAGCAAUCGCUUGAUGACAGUUUAUCACCUAUAACAACUGACUUUUGGGGGCUUCCAGUGUAGCAAGUGGUUGGAGAUAAAGAACAUCCUGUCAGAAUUUUGCUUCUGCUGCCUAUCCUUAACAUUUCAGCAACCCAAAGUGAGAAUGGAGUUGUCAUUGAGAGAUGUCUCCUGAGAUUAGAGUGUUACUUGUAUUUGCAUGCUGAUGUCUUCUUUGUGGAGAACCUAGAGAUAAACAUCUCCACUUCUGUUUUUCUGAAUCCUCUUUGCGAUCAUGUACUGUCAUAGAAGAGCAAAUGAUGACAGCUGACAGGAUUGGAGAGAGGGACGGUGGAGAAGGUGGCAGAGAGGAAAAAAGCUGUAUAAAAGGGAGAGAAUUAUAAAGAUUGGCUUGAGUUUAAUGGUCAAGAGGUGUUUGGGCACUCCAUAUGGGCAGUCGGCCAAUAGGUUCUUGUAUUUCACUAUCGCUGAUCUACUUCCUUUUUUCGCUCUCCAUUCUGAUUGUUUUCUUGUACGCACCUCAAGCAGUCUGUAAUAGACAAAAAAAAGUACCUAAAUGUCUGCUUUGUCAUUCAUCUUGAUCUCAUAAGCAGUUUUUAGAGUUUAGAAACAAGCCAAAGUAAAGACUUCCUCAUCAGUCUUGAAUAGAGGUUUUCAGUUGUAGUUAUGACCAGUCCACAGAGGAAGCACAGCACAACCUUCUAUGUUAGCUGCUGUGUAUGACAGAAUAUGUGUAUAAAAUGUAGGAUUUUAUGCAGCGUAAUAGAUUAUGGUAUCAUAUUUUAAGAUAAUUGUGAUACAGGUAUCUGUACUGGAGAUGAAGGAAGUAAGAAGGAGGUUGUUGAUGGUUAUUCAUCGCCAUUUGUUAGUUUUAUAAAUAUUUAAAUAGUUGACCAGCCCUAUGACUUCAGUCUCUUAUGCUUUCAUGUCACAACAUAAGCUGUAGAUCCUGAUCUUUGUUUAUAUAAUGAGAUAAUUCGAUCAGCAGGUCAAAGUGUACUUAAUGAGUAAGUUCUCUAUCUAUUCAGAAGUCUUGUCUCAGAUGUGAAUGUUUGUCUUGCGAGUGGAUGUGGAGGCGUCAUUAAAACUACAGAGUCACUUAAGCCGUGGAAAAACUGCUGUGCACCACCUGACAUGUUUGACAGUAGUCAUUAAUAAUACUCUGUUAGUAUCUGAAGACCCAGAGGAUAGACGGAUUUACACUCUGCCUACGCAGCACAUUAUUUGGAAAACAUUGUUAUCCCUUGAAUAUGUUAUUGCACCAGUGAUUUAAAGCUGUGCAUUUAGAUGCAAAGUAAGAUGCUAACUACAACUUCCCCUUUUUUUGACCCUAACCCUACCUAUUUGAGAGAACAUCAUAAAGAGAAUCAGUUAUUCCAGGAAAAGUGAAUGCUUGGAGCUUAGAAAUCAUGGAUGGAGCUCCUGGUUUUGAAUGAUUAAUACUUGCUGAGAAUAGUCAUAUACCGUGGACUUACAUUAAUACUUGAACAUACUGUGGAAAAAAUGAAAUAUACUGUGACCUAUUUUAGAAUUGGCCUCUGGGUUGAUUUACCAUCUUCCAGGUACUGAUUGUCCUUAAACAGGAUGAGUUGAACCAAGAAAAAGAAAAGAUCACCUGGAUAGGUUUCACUGGCUUCAUAGUGUAGGCCUGGCAGCAAACAAAACAGUGAAAAUUAAAGAAAAACCCUAUAAAGAAGUCAGCUAAAGCAUUAGUUUUUAUGUUUUCACCAAGGAUUUAAAAACAUUCAAGCUCGCAAAAUGUUGCAAUUAAAAGUCAGUCUGUCGAUUGAUCCCCAGACAAGAGGUACGGAUAAGGUGCAGUUGGUAUUUUUGUUGUUAUCUUAAGUCUUCAUGUUCCCUCUAAACCUGAAUGACAGGUUAUUCGGUGCUUUACUGGCUUUAAAACUCUUGAUGUGAUGCCACUUUCACUUUAAAAGAGAUUUCGCCUCACAGCUGACAGUUAGCACAGGGUUCUUUGGAUGCAUCCAGCCCUUACACUGCUUACUGAUGUGACCUGACAUAGAAAUCUAAUUACUGUCACUGUCUAUGGGAAACUAUUUCAUCUCGUAUAUAGAGAUAGAAACUGAACAAACUCUCCUCUGUGUGAAUGUGUAUGUGUGUGUGUGUCCUGUUGGUGUAUCCGGGUCUGGAAGCAAGCCACUGUGUGUUUACUUUGUUUAAUAAUGUGGUGUGUAUAUAUGGGUGUGUAUCUGUGUGUGUAGAGGGCCUUAACAGCAGAGGGCUUUUCCCAGCUACUUCUAUCCUGUUCCCCCUAUCAAUUUACCUGUGACAGAGGUUCUUUGUGUGAGUGUGCGAGUGUGUAUAUGUGUGUGUGCGUGUAGUGUACUGUAGAAAAUUGGCCUAUCAGGAUUUCAUAAACGGGCCCCAUGUGAUUCCAGUCUUAUGUGAGCUAAAGGAGAGGUGUAUCAUGUCUACAUCAGCAGGGCAAAUGUGUGUGUGCACAGAGGAUAAGGUUCUGCUUAUUCAUGCUUUUUUCAUGCAGGGCAGGUGUGUUUCCUCACAGCAGCUCUGCAAACACAGAGAAGUGGAAAGUAACACGCACAUGUUUGGAGUUUGGGUGGGGUUUCUCUCUACUACUGGCAGUUUAUCUUUAUGUAAAUAGGACAGUUACAGGAGCUGGACUUUGGCAUUACUCUCCAUCAUUUGGUUGAAUUUGCAUAAAACAAUCUGACACUCUUGUAAUCCAAGAUAGAAGUUUUAAUUCAUUUUAAAAAGGCUUUUAACUUUAAAUUGUACAUUGACACGGCUGUGCGUAUAUAUCACGGAAAUAAAUAUGUACGGUGAGGGCAGAGCAUUAACUGAUGUCACAGAUACAGCUGCUCUAUUUAUAGCCGGUAUAAAAGCAUGCAUCUUUGCUGAUGCAUGUGGAAUGAUUAAUACGAGCGUUGAGACUUAACGCCUUCCUUCUCUCUCUGUAUUGAAUUUUUUAUUUUGCUACAGCCUAAAUAUCCGUGAAGAGAAAGAGUGAUAAAUCCAAAUCAAAGAGAUUGAAAGAAAUAGAGAGAACAGAUGGGCAACCAUCACUGUCAUUAGCAGUGUAAUUAUCAGCAGGCUCAUUAUCAUUGUAAUCAUUCCCCCAUGCCAUAUCAGCAAUAAUGACUUCCAUAUCACAGUGAAAUCACGGCUGUAAUCACUCACACUGGCCUUCAUUAUCAUUAUCCUCACCAUUAUCCUCAUAUUAUUAUCAUUAUUUGCCAGCUCAGAGUUGAAUGUGUGUCGGUCUAUGUAUAGAUGGUUUUAUAAUGGAGGCUUUUGGGUUUACCUCUACCCUUGCUGACACACAGGGAAGCCCAACUCUGAAUCACACACUCGCCCACUCCUCUUUUUUCCCCCCACCUAAUUGUCUUGUGCAACCCAGGUGUGCAAAUAGUAAGUAAAUAGUAAGAAAGUGAGAAGUGGCAAGGAUAGAAGAAAGAGUGUGAGACGGGGCAUAAGGUAGAGAAAUAGGGUAGUGGGUGGAGGGAUGCAGACAUUGCAGAGGUAAGAGAUCACUGGGUUUUCUGUGUGGGAAGUGGACACAACAGCAGCAGCAGCAUCAGAGAGAAAAAACCCUCACAAGCACACGCCUAUUGUUUGUCGGCCUUUCUACCUCCAUCCCUCGUUUUACCCUUCUAGACUCUCAGAGGCCGCUCUCCAUCCCCAUGCUUCAUUAUGUUGACUUUACUGAAUUAGUGUGUAAUAGAAUUAUGCACAUGUGUACUUACAGGCUGUACAUCUUUAUCAUACUUGGUGUCUCUAGCUCCCUGCUGUUCUCUUUAUAGGCUAUUCCGUCCUUCUUCUGCUUCUGUUUCAGUUUGCUCUGUGGCUACAACACAUCUAUUGUUCUUUUUUUUUUCUCCCUGACCUACGUGUCCUCUAUCAGACUGUGUAGCAACCACACACACACACAUGUACACACACUGCUUAUUCUUGUCUUCUGUAGAUAUAACACAUUCAUCAUCAACAGUUGGUUUCUUCCUAGAACAGGUAAAGUGUUCGGUAGGGCAAAGAUGACUAAUCUGUUUUAGCUCUGAGUGAGCAUGUUCUUGUUUCAGUCUUUAUGCCCUGGUUUCUUACUUAUAUUGAAGUUGUCAUUGUGGCAGAAUUGUUGUGUUAGAUUUCACUAUAUUUCCCAAGUAGGCUUGGAAAAGUUGUAGACUUUUAGAUGAUUUUUUGCCAUAUCGUUGCAGAUAAGUCAAUCUAAACAGACAUAAGUAUAAACUGCUAACGUUUUUGUAAUUGCUGCUCAAAGUACUGAGUCAAUUUCAACUGCUGCUAGGGUCGACACCAAUCAGUCGUAAAAAAUAAUGACCACCUGCCUGAUACAGUGAAUCAGCCCCGACUUCCAGUGAGGUCCACACAGAUGCUUGAUUGGAUUGAGAUUUGGAGAAUUUGGAGGCCAAAACCACCACAUGAUUCAUAGAUGACAAUGGCGGGCGCUCUCAGUGAUGGACAGGUGUCAGCAUGGGCGUCCAGAUCAGUCUGCGGCCAUGCCCUCAUCCACAACAAACUGUCAUGCACACCUUUUCACCGGGUAUGGUGUUGACUUUUUCAACAAAUCCAGCUCUGGUGGCUCCUAUCCUCACACGCAUUUUAGCAUUGGCCACCCUUAGUCUUGUGGCUCCUUCAAACUACUUUUGGCAGUACUGACCACGGCAGACCAGGAACACCCCAUCACAACUGUAGUUUUGAAGAUGUUGUGACCUUCUGCCAUCACAGUUUGACCUUAGUCAAAGUCACUCAGUAUGUUUACAUGGCACUUGAGAAAACUGAAUUAUUGCCUUACUCCGAUUAAGACCAGACAACUGAAGUGCAUGUAAGCACCUUAGUCCGACUGUAAUCAGAGUUUGAGAAAUACAAUUGGAGUCGGAGAACUCCUAUUAAGACACCCAGAUGAUGCGAUUGGAACUCGAUCCUCUCUACCACGUAACCAGCAUGGUCGGAGUAUGAUUGGAUAAUGCAUGUGCACAUGCGCCACGCCCCUGUAACCCCAGAACACAAACACCAGAGAAGAAGUGGCACCAACAUUUAAAAAACUUUUGACCCAGAACGUAGUGUCUCACAUCCUUACACCACCCACUAACAGGUGCCAUUGUGAUAAGACAACCAACGUCAUUUCUGAUAGCUGAUUGGUGUAAACUUUCUGUAACACCUAGAAUUAUCUUCACAUUACCAUUUUUAUCAAAUACAAAUACAUUGCAGUUAUAAGCUGCAUUAAAAAUAUGAUCCCUGUGAGAUUGUGUCUGAGCAAGUCUUUUUCGAAAUAAAUGCAGCAGUGAAAUAGCAACAAGUGGGUGCACAGUAACUCACAUUAAUGCUGUAUAUCAAACAGCUUUGUUGUGUGAGCUUGUGUGCUAGCUAGUCUUUGAAUCUUUCAUAUGGAAAUAAAUGUAGUCUUCCUGACUGUUAAUAACAGAUUUUGCUCAUCUAUCCAGAUCCGCUGCUGUUAACAAGUUAUAUUACAAGAGCAUAUGUUUUACACACAAGCUUUUUCACUAGCUGUAAUGAUUAUACACUAAAAAGAGGUCUCUCCUUCAAACAGCUGUACAGACAAAUGUAAAGUGAAGAUGGUGAUCGUUUUCUUAAAUUAGGCCCUCGGGGAACGAGCGAGAGAAGACGGAGCAGAUUGAGCUCUAAACCCCUCUGGACUGAUUUGUAAUGGGAGCUAAAAUCAUCUGGGACAGACAACCACCCUCGGCCCAUUUCUGUCUCAUUCAUUCUUCUCUUGUUCUGUUUUUUUCUUCUUAGUCACUGUUUGCUUCUCACUUACUCUUAAUGUUUCUUUGUGCCACUCAUCCUCCUUCUUUUUCAUUAUCUGCCUUCCUCUUCAUGUGGCUUUCUCUUCUGUCUCCUUGUUGUUAUUAUUAAGACUAAUCCCCUCGAGCAAUUGUAACUGUAGUAACAGCUUUUCUCAGGGGCCGCCUGCAGAGCUGUCUUUACACUGGCUCUAGGCACGGUGUUGUCUACUUCAAACCUGACAUAGUAAGGACUCUCAGUGACAGUAAACAGUACACACUCACACACACACACAAACAGUCAACAAGUGUGCAUUUAUUAAGAUUAAUUUCUACUUGGAUCUUUAGUUAGAAAUAGAAAUUCUACGAUUUUUGCGUCAUAAUUUGUGCUGUCCUUUUCCAUCAGGUAAUAUGUAAUCUGUGCUAAAUAAACAAAUACAAAAAAAUAUCUAUAUGUUAUGGUUUGAUGAAUGUAGCUUUCAACAUGAAGUUGAAUUCCUUCUUUUGUCUGAACAUUGAGGGACAUGCAUGGUCUCUUACAAUCUAGCACUGAGCUCCCCCACUACUUUAUCACUCUUACAGCCUAUUUCACGGACUGUAAAUGUGUGCAUGCAUGUCUCCCCGUAAACGGAGCUGGUUUUGUUGUUUCCCAUUUAACAGCUCAGUUCUCGUAAUGAAUCACCGAUGGUGAGGUCUGUCUCUUGCUACUCUUGUAAUAUUGUCUUCUCUUUCUGUCUCACUAUCACACAGACACUCUGUGCUUUCAGCUCUCUGACACUUCCUGACCGUCAGAUGUCUAUUCGUUCAUGUGAAUUUUGCUGUAUCUGUCUGCAUAUAUGUUUCUUUCAAAUGAAUCCCUCAACUCUAGGAUUUAUACACCCAUGCACAGUAGAGGUUAUUUAUUGUAAAUGCCUAAUUUACAAUAGGCUGGGACGAUAUGCUUUUCUCCCGAUUCAAUUCUUCUACGAUUUAUUUUGGAUGCCGAUUUGAUUUAAAUUGCAAUUCUACAAUAUUGUCAAUUUUCUUGAUUUUUAAGGUCCUUACGCACCGGGCUAACGCGAAAAUAGAACGUGAAAUUACGAAAUAUUCAGAAGUGAAUUUUGACGCGCCAGACUAUACACAUCAAGCCUGAUGCGAUUUUGCGACUUUCCAGGGGGAAACGACGCAUCCCAUGGUGUUGUGUGGUGGUGGUCGGAGAGGCCGUAGGCGCAGAAUGGCAGCCACGUUUCCACCACCACCAAAGUGUGACUGUGUGAGCGAAUGAAUGAUGUAUCCAAUGUAAAGCACUUUGAGGGUCUCUGAUAAAGCGCUAUAUGAAAUCUGAUGCAUUAUUAUUAUUAUUAUUAAGAAUUUUGCCGUGGAAAGUCCCGCCUCCUUCGCUUCUGAUUGGCUAGAAAAGCUGGAAACGUCAUCACAGGCUCAAGCCAAAUGGUCAGCACUUAUGGCAAAUCAGAGGCAAUAAGAUAAUCACAUGAAACUAUGGUAACAACUGUUAGCUUACGUUAGCACAGAUGAGAGUUAAAACAAAGACGUUUAGCAAACUGUUAAAGCACAGAAACCAUCGUCAUAUGAGAAAUCUGACACUAUGACUCUCCACAAGUUGUCCUUCAGGUCAUUAUCUUUGUAAUGUUUGUGUCUUUUAUCAAAAAGCACUCUGUUCUCCAACAUGUAAAUAAUCAGCCGGUCGGCCAUGUUGGAUAUACCGGUGAAUCGGACGUCGCAACAACAUGAAAUCUGAUUGGUCAGAAGUGGACACACAGUAUGCGAAACUUCAGAAAAUUCGUCCGUGAUGCAAAAAAAAAAAAAAGGUGCAAAUCGCAGGAUGGGAAAAUGUUGCUGAUGUGAACUCUUGUAUUGACAGGAUACGGGUUCGUAAAAAAAUAUUGACGUCCAAAAUAAUCGCACGACAAAAACAGUCCCGGUGUGAAAGAACCUUAUGUCUGCAUUUUUAACACCAGUGAAACAGUUGAAUGAUUAUGAUUGUCUACUGACUGUUCCAGGAACCAUAUUUCCCCUCAAAAUACACAUGUAAGUGAGUUUUUAAGAUUUAUUCUUAAAUUAGGAAAAAAAAAUAGAUUUUUGAACAUUAAAAUUGAUUUAAAAAGCGUAAAACAAAAAAUCGCGAUACUUAUGUGGAUCGAUUUUUUUUCUUCCACUCCUAUUAAUUACUAAGUCUGGUAUCUUUACACCUAAGUUGUGUUUUCAGGUAGUUGCCCAAGAAAUAAACUCAGUUUUUUUGUCUCUCUCUCUCUCUUAGUGUCGAAUGGUGUGCAAGGAGGUGUCAGCUGAGACCAUGUACGACGUUCUCCAUGACAUUGAAUACAGAAAGAAAUGGGACUCGAACGUCAUUGAGACCUUUGACAUCGGGAAACUUACGGUCAAUGCCGAUGUUGGGUACUACUCAUGUAUGUAAUAUACACACGCACGUGUUGACAUAUGAUGUUUACAAAAGCGUUCAUUUGUCACAAAUAUGAUUUGGGACCAUGGGAUGAAGCAGAGACACAUGUAAAGCGUACAUUUGCCCCACAGUGGUUAGUUCAACAGAUCUGUCUCUUUAUUUACAGGGAAAUGUCCAGGACCUCUUCGGAACCGCGAUGUCAUCACGCUUCGCUCCUGGCUGCCGAUAGGGAAAGAUUACAUCAUCAUGAACUACUCUGUUAAACAUCAUGUGAGUGUCCUCGCACACACACACAUACAGGACUUACACAUGCUCUGCUGGGAGCCUGCUCAGUCACCCCUCUAUAACUCUGCCAAAUGUGUUCAAAGCUACAUUGUGAAAGAAAUGAGUGCACAUUGGGUGAGCUGUCACAAACGUUGAUCCAGUUUAACAGGCUUAAGGGCGUUGUAUGAAAAGAAAUCCUUAAAUAUUUGUGCAGAGCUCUGCUUGCAUCUGCAUUAGUCAUUUAGAUAUCUUGUCGUCUCUCACUGAACCAUUAUGUCCAGGAAGCGAAGUGUGUCUGGCACCUUUCCAAUAAGAGUGAGAGAGCUCUUCUUGAAGCUUUUACCUGUGGGAAUGAUAGAUAUACUGAGUGCUGGAACUACUUCAAUUCAAGUGUGGGACAGUUAAUCUGAUUCACUUGACUACAUUGUGUUUCCAGUCAUGCUUUUUAAAGAACUUGAGUGAUCUGAAUGCCUAAGGCCAGUAAAACAAAUAGCCUGAUUAGAGAACUCGAGACUGUGUGAGUGACUUUGUGUUUGGAAUUAGUCCCAAAUCCUCAGCCUUAAGUUGGGCUCAUUUCUGUUUCUCGUCCAGCUGGAGGAAGAGGUUGAAAACAGUUGUGUGUACAAGUUUAUAAUGAUCACCUCUCUCUUUGGCAGCAAAAACCAAUUAUAUCUAUUAAUAAUGUCCUGCCAAUUUUUUCUUGAUUUUUCUUAAUGCUUCGAGCUACUUCACAUGUCCUACUUACUGUUUUGAACCAAAUGAUGCAAGAAACAAGUAACUGGAGCCACUUGUUUUAACUGUUUUGUUGCAGCACAAGGUUUUAUUUGAAAAACUGCAGAUCUGAAUAGUCCUCUAAAAAUGUUUGUGUCCAGUUUACUUCCUCCUUCUCUCAUUUCUGUCCAUGCCUCUUAUCUUUUUCUCCAUCUUCUUUCUUGUCUUUCUUGCCCCUCUAUUCUCCCUCUGUCACUCACUACGCUAAUGUUUACACAUGGAUAAGACCUCUCAUGUGACUUUUAGCUAUCGACUUCCGCGUCCCCUUCCGCAUUCCUGCAUCAAUUAAUGGUUAAGAACAUAAUAGAGAGUAUGUGAAUGUGUGUGUUCCACGUGUGCAUGACUGUGAGUGUGUGAUCAGGCAGGAUCACUGUUCAUAAUAAGUGCUAUUGCAGCCUCGUAGCUGAAGGCUGAGUUCAAUUAUGUCGUCAGGGUUCAGUCUAUUUAUCCUGUAUUUACCUCUACAUUCAAGCACACUAUUUCAGUGAGAGUUUAUUUUUGUUUCGAGAAAAAAUGCCCUCUAUUAGUAUCUGAUUUCCUGGAAACUUGCUUGUGCAUUACUAAGUAAAGCUAUUCUUGCACAGCAGAGAACAGCAGUGCGAUAUGUUUCUAAACAGACGAUGGUACAAAACAUUUGAGUCAAAUGCCGGGGAAUAAUAACAGCAGAUUCUGAAGUUUCUGUCUUUUCUGCUUCUCAAGCAGACUGCUGCUGUGUGUGCUGCUUAAAUGUGCCGCAGCGUUCCUGUCCCAAUUAGCAGAGGCUAACCGGCACUGCGCUAUCAUCAUGAAUAAUUUUCCUUAGAUAUCUAGUCAAAGGAGCCAACAGUGGAAUAGUAGGCUGGAGCUGGCCUUUACUAGGAGACUGGAUUUGCAUCAGGGAGAUGACUGAAGCAGAGAAUCCAGAUUGGGCUGCUGCAGGAAACACCCUGAUGCCAACUCUGCACAAGUUCUGUUGACCUGAAGUCAGCCUUUUGUCGCCAUGGUUUUGAUAUGAAUCUGGGUUAGGAUGAUGUUGAUUCAGGUUUGUGUGUUUUGUGUUUUCCGUCAUCACAGAAAUACCCUCCUAAAAAAGAUUUGGUGAGAGCUGUGUCCAUUCAGACAGGCUACUUGAUCCAGUGCCAGGGACCCAAAAGCUGCGCUCUCACUUACCUGGCCCAAGUAGAUCCACGAGGUAACUACACACACACACACACACACACACACACACACACACACACACACACACACACACACACACAUACAAAAAUACUACAGAAACAAAAACAACACUGAGACACAGAGGUACAAACUCAAGCAUGCACACUCUGCUUAACCCAUGCUCAAAGUUCUUAUGAAUGAUUCAUCUCCCUUCCCUUUAUGUCCGAUGUGUUGCCAUAGGAACCAUAUAAAGGACAGUUUAUUUCACUCUAUGCCUCUCUCUCUCUAUCAGUCUGUCUCUUUUUGUCUUACUCUAUCUGUGUCUUUCUCCCCUUCCUGUCACACCUCUCUUUCGCAGAUCAUAUUUUUUUUUCCUCGUUUCUCCUCAACCCAGCGCUCCCUCGACUCUCUCUUACAUUUAACGUCUGUUUCUCUAAAUCUCUCUUAUGCUGUUUGUGUGCUCAUUUUAUAUGUGAGUGAAUGAAAAUCAAUACGGUUACAGUGAAUAGUUUGGUAUCAAGUUUCACUUUUAUCUUUUACUCUACGACAUAUGAUAAGAAAACUUUAAGACCUCCUUUGUCUUCUCCAACUGUCUUCUCCUUCUUUCAAACUAACUUUGUCUUUUAUUCACAGGUUCAUUACCCAAGUGGGUUGUCAACAAGUCCACCCAGCUCCUUGCUCCUCAUGUAAGUUUUUGCAGAUGAAGACUAUCGAUUGAGGUUUCCAGAGCACAGUUGUUGUCAAGAUGAGGAAUCCACAGCUUACUGACAUACAAUGUCAUUUAUUUUUCAAAACACUGCUCACUGUAUUUUCCUGUUUUAAGAGUAUGAGCAUGUUUGAUUAAAUGGGACGUGAACUCUCUGGAGAGGCUGAAGAAUUCCCUUGGUGUAAGUCAUAAAAAUAGGAGCCCAGAGAAGCACAAAUCCCACUGAAAAUAAACAUGCUGACAACUAUAGCAAGAUAAAUACUUGUACAAGGGGGAAAUUUCUGUCUGGAUUUUAUAUAUUUUUUUAUCUUGCUGCUUUAACAAUUCAAACUAAUUACAAAGAUGAAAGUAAAUAUCACCAUUUGAUGAACAGAUCAGACCACAGAUGUGUGUAAGAAGGAUUUAUAACCAUGAAAAUGUUGAUCUAAUUAUUAUAUUUUUGGCUUUGGCACUUGCCCAAAGAUGCAGAAGCACUCAAUGAAUGUGACCAUGAACAGGGUAUGCUGUCUGUUUUAAAUGUCCUUUUGUAGGCCUUGAAGAAGAUCAACAAAGCCUGUUUGAAGUACUCAACCUGGAAGCAGGGACACAACCCUGGCUUCAAGCCCUGGCUCUACCCCGAACAGACUACGUUACCCAGUAUUCCACUCACCGAGCUAAGCAUCCAGCGUGCCGAAAGCCUGGAGAAUAUUGAUGAGAGCUCCCUGGCUGACACCGCGGACAGAGAAGAGGACAGCGACUAACACAUCCCCACGCACACUCGCACACAGUCAUGCAUUCAUUUACAAACACACAAUAAAGCAGGGUUACACGCAUGCCUGAUUCACAUUCAUAUUUACUCUUACGUAUAUGUGAUUCUAUAUGUAAAUGUGUGUUUUAUUUAGAAUUGAUGCACACACAUUCUUGUAACAUACUCUCUAUGUUGUUGCAUAUACGGUCACAUAUACUAUUUAUGUGUCUUGACAUCCAUGUACACUGACAAACCCAUACUUAACCGACCCAUCUCAUACCUGCAUACAUAAUGUAUGAUCACACCACACAUAAACAGGAAACAUAGAUGCUCUCACAUGUUCGCAACCACUUACAAGAGGCAGCAAAACCAUAUAUUUGUACAAACUAAUUAUUAGUGUAAUCAAGAAAGGGGCUAUAACUGAGAUUUUUCAUGCCGGUUACAUGGGUAUCGACAUUUUCAGUUGGACCUAUGCAGAUUAUUGUGGCAGAAUAUAUUUUCAUUAUAGGUUACAGUCAAAAUGUUUACAAACUUGCCGAACAGUGCACAAGUUACUAUCAUUCAAAAUAGAAACAAUGGAUCUCAGAAUUAUACUCAUUUAUUUCUACCAUAUAUCUAAAAUUGAUUUGAAUUGACUUCUAUACAUUACACUUUCAGUUUUACACACUUUACCAUGUUGUCUUUCUGUCACCCAGUACGUCAUUGUGUCUCCAUCACAUCAUCGUGUAAGCACACUUUAAAAAUGCAGGUGUGCAGAAGGCAGCUGGAACCCACAACCCAACCUGCAAACACCUCAAACAUACAAACACACACAAACAAACUGAUUUUACACUCACACGUACUGUCUGCUCCUCUUUUUGAGAGAUGUAUGAAUGUAUGUAGAGUUUAAAAAUUAAAUACAGAUUCCUACAAAGGUUUUCAAAUUACA
This is a messenger RNA of Xyrichtys novacula (pearly razorfish), 15430 nucleotides long. The record is from the annotation of a GenBank genome assembly. Lineage: Eukaryota; Metazoa; Chordata; Actinopteri; Labriformes; Labridae.